UCUAAAACUUACACUAACGGUUACGUCUAUGUAGCCACGUCAACAGCGCAGACAGACCACAUGAAAAUAUUCACAUUGUUUUGAGGCUAAAAUAUAGAUCUAAAAUCUACAUCUAAGUAAUAAUCGAACGAAAUACAUCAACAAAUACAAUUGAACAAAGAUACUAGUUGUUUGAUACAGAAAACUCUGAAGCUUCACACUUAUUAAAAUAUUUUUUUUGAAAAGAGAAACUGGUUUCUACUACUACAUGUUCCAUUCUUGACGUUUUACUGUGCCAGGUUAUACAUAGUCUUUGGAAGGCCAAGUCUUGGUGACAAAUAGAAGGUCGUCUUGAUUUUAGCCUAUACAAAGAAUGAAUGUCAACAUGACACUAGAGCUCACCUCCUGAAUCUCAAUUAGUGAUGGUAUCACUCUUAAUUCACCGUUAUGGCGGAAUCUGACAAAAAUUCCAUCUCAGUAACAAUUUCGAAAAUCUCCAGCGUUGAACCAGACAUUCUGAAUAGUGUACACAAAACUGAUGGACUCGAUGGAGAAUUACAAAAUGCAGGUAUCCUGCAUGAUACCCGUACUCCCAGGCGAUACUGGAGCAGAGAGCUUUUAAUGAGCAAAGUGGAUGGACAAAGAAGUACUGCGAACAUAACGCUCGACGCGGGGAGACUCAAACGAGAUUUGAGUACUGCGAACGCAGAUAAACCCAAGCGAGACUUGAGUACUGCGAACGCGGAUAAACUCAAGCGAGACUUGAGUACUGUGAACGUGCAUAAACUUAAUAGAGAUUUGAGUACUGCGAACGCAGAUAAACCCAAGCGAGACUUGAGUACUGCGAACGCAGAUAAACCCAAGCGAGACUUGAGUACUGUGAACGUGGAUAAACUCAAGCGAGACUUGAGUACUGCGAACGCAGAUAAACCCAAGCGAAACUUGAGUACUGUGAACGUGGAUAAACUCAAGCGAGACUUGAGUACUGCGAACGCAGAUAAACCCAAGCGAGACCUGAGUACUGCGAACGCGGAUAAACUCAAGCGAGAUUUGAGUACUGCGAGCGCGGAUAAACUCAAGCGAGACCUGAGUACUGCGAACUGGGAUAAACUCAAGCGAAACUUGUGUACUGCGAACGCGGAUAAACUCAAGCGAGACUUGAGCAGCAGUUCGAAGAUAAAGCACAUAAACAAUGGGCCCAAAGAGUUCAAAUCCAUGACCACAAACAGCAUCUUCAGCCCUAGUGAAUCUUCAGGUACUGGAAGUUUAACCGACUCAGAUAAUUGGGACUCUUUAAGCUCCGUCUCUUCCACAAGCCCUUGCACCCCCAGCUCAUUCAAGUGUGAAAUGUGCCAUCGUCUGUCUCUGAAGCAGAUUAAGCUCAAGGAGCGUCACCAGGCUCUACUCAAAAAGCUAAAGGCCCACAAAAAAACAUCACAUCGUGUUACUGAGUCAGAUUCGGAUGCGCCACUCAUAGCAAAGUCUCAAUCUGUUUGCAGCAGAACCAAGUUGCUUAGUCCCAGCAAUGAGGCAGCCAAGGGUUUUAACAGCGCGUCCAAGUGUAACAUACCGUUUUUUGAGAACGCAAAGGACAUUUCCUUCACGCCAAAGCCUACAGUCAGAAGGUUAGUCGGGAAAGAAGCCAAGCGUAUUGGGACGAAGCUGGACAGUUCCAACAUACAAUAUAUUCUAAGUGAUGAUUCACAUUAACUCUGCCCAUGACAUUUAAAGGCAGAGAUCUGCCCAUGACAUUUAAAGGCAGAGAAACUUUGGCUAUCACUAUCAUAUUGACUUGCUCAAUUAAUAUAUAAAGCAUUGUAGUGUAACAUCAUACUAUUGUCUAACAUCAUCUGGAAACAAAAACUAAAAUAUCAA
Molecule: messenger RNA, 1854 nt
Organism: Biomphalaria glabrata
Lineage: Eukaryota; Metazoa; Mollusca; Gastropoda; Planorbidae
Exons: 2
Coding region: 427-1689 (420 amino acids)
Source: RefSeq, a predicted model, not a curated record